Polyodon spathula (Mississippi paddlefish) is the source of this 4112-nucleotide messenger RNA. Its product is annotated as diacylglycerol kinase zeta-like. Gene Ontology annotation, molecular function: ATP-dependent diacylglycerol kinase activity. The record is from RefSeq and is a predicted model, not a curated record. Bases 1616 to 4063 code for a protein of 815 amino acids. Gene Ontology annotation, biological process: lipid phosphorylation; intracellular signal transduction; diacylglycerol metabolic process. The transcript is spliced from 18 exons. NCBI's taxonomy places the organism in Eukaryota, Metazoa, Chordata, Actinopteri, Acipenseriformes, Polyodontidae. Gene Ontology annotation, cellular component: nucleus.
AUUAGUAUUUAAAUAUACAAGUUAUACAAAAAAGUACUUUGUGAUUGAGAAGUACAGUAUAUGGCACUUUGUCUGUGCACUAUGUAAUACGUGCAUAUGUGCCCGUUCCACUCAGUGCGGUUUCUGAAUAUGGCUGUAGGAUUUGGCAGUCUCCGCACUGUAGUCUUCACUUUGUUCAUUUUAUCAUGUCACGUUACCCAGCGCCCUUUGCUUUUAAAGCAGUCAGGAAAGGGUGAAGGUUCGGGUUUAGCUUCUGGUAACAUAGCUAGUUGGAGGUUAUCAAAGACUGCGUAGCGUUACCUGUGGUUGCGGGAGUGCUUUUAAUAAGCAGUGCUUUCUGAUACUCAUCUUGUCAUUCUCAAGUCAAAGCGGUCGUAGCGAAGGCGUGUUUUCAGAAGCGAUGCUUCCCGUUUCAGUGGUGUUAAAUGUGAGUGUUUUGCUGGUUUGUGCAGCAGGGUGAGCACAUUAAGUACCAGCUGUACCGGAUGCCCAGUACAAUACAGCUCUGUUCUCUGUGAUUCUAACAAUAUUAAUGAACUGGACUCGAUUCAUAGAAGUGGACUGUUCCAAUUACUAACAUAUUUAUUAUUUUAUACAAAUAAAUAAUAUUUAUUUAUAUGACAAGGCUCAUUAAAGGCAGACGUCUGAUAAGUGAGUUUCCCCCAUAAAGACUGUGCAGUUUUAAAUGCUGAGACCAUUUACUACAUUCUGUACAUAUUUUUCAAACACACACCCACCUAUAUAAAUAAUUUUAUCAUAAUCAGUAUGUAGCUAUCAUUCAUUUAUUCUUGACAUUUUGAGGUUUUAAGCUCACACUACCGGUUUUGAAUUAUCUGAUCUUUUUUUUUUUUUUUUAAUAUAUAAAGUUGCCCGACAACAAAAGGUUUUUUCCCAGCCACUCAGUUUGUUACAUAAACGAACUUUUAAAAAAAGGUGAAGAAGCAGAGAAGGCUGCUCACUGUGAUUUAGAAAGACAUGCUUGGGUUGCUUAGUAAUGAACUGUGAACUGGCUGUUCAGGGUGUGAGAUUCUAGUCCUUUGUGUCAUUGUGACUGUAGCACAGGAGCCAUUAAUAAAAGAAAGUAUGAUGAAUGACUUUCUGGGCUCGUAUGACCUAAAUAGGGGCCUCAGAGGGCCCUCAAAGUUUUCAGACUGUGUUCUUAGUUAUGUUAAAUCACCAGUUCAUAUUUUCAUUCAUACAAGGGUGAGAGAUCGAGCGUUUUAAUUUAUUCUUUAAUUAAACGUGCAUUCAAUUUAACAACAGAAUGACCAGGCAACUCAGAUCUUUGUAUUUAGAUGUUUAAUUUAGAUUUAAACAUCUGUAUCUGACCAUUUUAUCAUAUGUCAGACGGUUAUAAUUCUUUUUUUUCCCUCCUUUUAGUUAAAAAGAUUACAGUUGCAAUGGUACUGUGUUGCGAUUCUUCAUUUUGGUAGAUAUCCGUUUGGAUUACUCAGUCUAUAUAUUCUAGCUUUCAUGUUUGCCUGGUAAGGUAAACUGAAUUCAUUGUAAUAAACUGUUUUAAAACCUUUUUGAGCUCUUAGCUGACCGACUGCUUUCUGCAUUAACAGCUAUCACAGCAAGUAUUUAAAACCCAGGCCGGGCUUCUACCAGAGAAAUGGAUACCUUUUUCCGCCGACACUUUAAGAAGAAAAACAUGGCUUCUUGCGUUAAUGUCACAGAUUACUGCAGGCACAGGCGCCCCAGCGUGGCCGUGCCCAUUGGCAAAGCCAGGCGGCGGUCAAGCGCUGGGCUUCCCUCGGCCAAUCUGGCGCAGCGGCGACGCUCCAGCAUCCAGGUGCAGGGACUUCCUUUGGGGGGAGCCGGCCGUUGUCCAGGGGGGAGCCGGCUGAAAAAGGAGCGCUCGGCCAGACGCAGGUCCAGCACCACCACUCCCUGCCUCAACCCGCGCUUUGCCGUGCGGAGGAAACAAGGGGUCAGGCUGCGGACCAUCGACAGGCACCUCCUGGGGCCCUCCAUGCUGCUGGCCAGCCUGAUCCAGAUGACGGAGGAGGAUGAUAUUGGCUCUGCGCCAGCUGGAGAGGGGCAGGUUGAGGUGCGGCGGGAGGAGCCGUCCUGCUCGGACUCGGAAGGAGACAGCCCGUGCUCCAGCUGCGGAUCGGACAGCGACGACGACUGUGAGUGCUCGUCGGUUCACGACAGCUGGAGUGAAAUAUCAGUCUCCGAUCGAGAGUUUGAAGACUCUGCCGUUGCCUGGCCAGAAGCUCUGGAUACAUGUUAUUCUUUAGGAAACUCCAAACCCCUGAUCAGGGCACCCAGGUGUCUCAGACGGAACUCCUCACACCUCCUGCCUGCCGAAGCUUUGUUCUACGGAACAAAUUCUUACGGGCUGUACGGAAAAUACAGACGGACCAGUCAGAGACGCUGCUCCAACGGGUCCUUAACAUUGGGCGGCCGCAGGAUCUCGGCUGUUUCCAAAGCAGGCAGCCCCUGGCCUGGGCGGGGUGUUCCCUUGCCCAGCAGACGCAGUUCAGUGGCGGCCCGGCGAGCAUCGGUGUCCCUCUACAGGAACUGCUCUCCAUGCUGGAGGCACGGCACCAGGAGGAGCUCGCUGCAAGGCUGCUACUACGAUCCUAGACGUGAAACAUGGAGUGGGUUUCUCUCGAAAGCGAUUGCUAAAUCAGGACUUCAGCAUUUGGUUGCUCAGCCCUGUGCUUCUGCGACAGUGAAGAGUGACCCAGAGAGAGAGAUCCGAAGUACUGCGGACUGGAGUGAGAAUGCGCUGUACGGAGAGCACAUCUGGUUUGAGACCAACGUUUCUGGUGAUUUCUGUUAUGCUGGAGAACAGAACUGCAUUGCGAAGGCACUGCAAAAAUCGGUACCUCGGAAGAAGUGUGCGGCGUGCAAGAUAGUGGUCCACACCCCAUGUAUUGAGCAGCUGGAAAACAUAAACUUUAGGUGUAAACCUUCAUUUAGGGAAUCUGGGUCAAGGAAUGUCCGAGAGCCGACGUUCGUCCAACACCACUGGGUUCACAGGAGGAGGCAGGAGGGGAAGUGUCGGCAGUGUGGAAAGGGUUUUCAACAGAAGUUUGCAUUUCAUAGUAAAGAAAUUGUAGCAAUCAGCUGUUCCUGGUGUAAACAAGCAUAUCACAACAAGGUGACAUGUUUUAUGCUGCAGCAGAUUAAGGAGCCAUGCUCCCUUGGGGCCCACGCUUCUGUCACAGUCCCUCCCACCUGGAUCAUUCGGGUCAGGAGACCCCAGACCUCGCUAAAAGCAAGCAAGAAGAAGAAGCGCACCUCCUUCAAACGCAAAUCCAGUAAGAAGGGAGUGGAGGAGGGGCGAUGGAAGCCGUUCAUAGUGAAACCAGUCCCGUCUCUGCAGAUGAAACCGCUGCUGGUGUUUGUGAAUCCAAAAAGUGGGGGCAAUCAGGGAGCAAAGAUUAUCCAGUCCUUUAUGUGGUACCUCAAUCCACGACAAGUGUUUGACCUCAGUCAAGGGGGGCCCAAAGAAGGGUUAGCGAUGUACCGCAAAGUUCACAACCUGCGUAUACUGGCAUGUGGAGGUGAUGGCACUGUGGGGUGGAUCCUCUCUGUUCUAGAUCAGCUGCAGUUAAAUCCCCAGCCUGCUGUAGCUAUUCUUCCUCUGGGCACUGGAAAUGACCUGGCCAGGACUUUGAACUGGGGUGGGGGGUACACUGAUGAGCCCGUUUCCAAGAUCCUUUCCCAUGUGGAAGACGGGAAUGUCGUUCAGCUUGAUCGCUGGAACCUGAUCGUGGAUCCAAACUCUGAGACAAAUCCAGAGGACAAGGACGACACCGGCAUUGACAAGCUUCCCCUGAAUGUCUUCAAUAACUACUUCAGCCUUGGCUUUGACGCUCAUGUCACCUUGGAGUUUCACGAGUCCAGAGAAGCCAAUCCUGAGAAAUUUAACAGCCGGUUUAGAAAUAAAAUGUUUUACGCUGGGACUGCGUUUUCAGAUUUCCUGAUGGGUAGCUCCAAAGAUUUAGCGAAGCAUAUCAAAGUGGUGUGUGAUGGCACAGAUCUCACAUCAAAGAUCCAGGAUCUGAAACUGCAGUGUCUAGUGUUUCUUAACAUUCCAAGGUAAGAACCUCUUAAAUGACAUGCCUUAUCCACACAGAACUAUUGAUGGGACG